AUGCCCCUAAGGCUCUCAGAUGAGUGGCAAGGCGCGCUUUGCUGCGCGCUAAUCGGGACUCACCCCGCGUCCUCCAGUUGGCAUACUCCUUCGGCCAUAACCGUUUCGGGGGAAACGGAGAGUGACGAGGAGUCCCCCUGGCCUCAGGCACAACUCGAGCACACUCUGUUCGACGCAUGGAUACAUUCGACAGAGGCGCAAGAUAUUCCACGGGAGAUAGCACAAGUGUUGCAUGAGUACCGAGCGGUAUUUCCCGAUAACUUACCUAAGGGAUUACCGCCGAAACGCCCUCAUGAUCACCAUAUUCUACUUGUGCCUGGAAAACUUCCGGCGAAAUCUGCAAUAUACCGUAUGACCCCAGAUCAGCUCACAUUCCACAAACAGGAGAUAGCAAAGUUGUCGGACAAUGGUUGGAUCGGAACGACCUACUCGCCUAUUUGCUCGCCUACAAUCAUGGUGGACAAGCACGAUGAUGGCUCCGGGGAGCGCAAAAUGCGUAUGGUUGUAAACUAUCAGGCCCUAAAUGCCCUUACGACAGCCCCUGAAUUUCCCUUACCUCCCAUCCAAACCAUUCUCGAGAUGCUGGGAGGCGCCCAGUACUUUUCCACCCUAGACCUAGAAGCAGGCUUCCAUCAAAUACGCAUGGCUAAGGAAGACCGGUGGAAGACAGCUUUCCGGUCAGUUCUUGGACUAUUUGAGUACAGAGUGAUGCCCUUCGGCCUUAAGGGUGCUCCUGCUACGUUCCAGGCCAAUAUUAAUGCCUACCUGCAACCGUUACUGGGACAAGGCGUUAUUGCGUAUCUAGAUGAUGUCCUCAUCUAUAGCCCUGAUCUCUCGGGGCACGUUUCUCUCUUGCGACAAGUUCUCAGCAUUUUUCUUCAACAUCAGUUCUACCCAAAAUUCCGCAAAUGCAAGUUUGCAAGGCAAACGAUUACGUAUUUGGGUUAUACCAUUUCCGCUGCGGGGAUUAAACCAGCAGAAGAUAAAAUUGCAGCCAUCCGGCAGUGGCCUGAGGUGCUGGAGAACGAAACGCAG
Molecule: messenger RNA, 1035 nt
Organism: Eimeria necatrix
Lineage: Eukaryota; Apicomplexa; Conoidasida; Eucoccidiorida; Eimeriidae
Exons: 1
Source: RefSeq, a predicted model, not a curated record